AUGACUAAUACGUCAUCAUCUACACCUGAUCCGAUGCAGAAUAUGCAACAACAGGCCAUGCCAUUCGCGAUGCCGCCAUUCUACGGCAAUCCCUUCAUGUCUCCAUUUAUGCCCCAGGGAGCUCCAGAAGGCCAAGCACCGGCAAUGCCCCCAAAUUUUGGCCCACAACCGCCGAUGGCAGGUAAUAAUGGGCAGAUGGGGUUCUUUGUGACGCCGGCGCAAUAUCAGGAGAUGAUGCAGCAGUAUUUUCAGCAAAUGAUGGCUUCAGCCGCCUUCAACAUGCCAUUCCCCAUGCAGCAACAAUUUGCAAGACCGGAGAGUCAGGCGAGCUCCAUCAAAGCCGACGAAUCGUUGGGAGCAGCUAUUGGCCAGCUUGACAUCUCCGACCGGAACUUGAGUCCGAAACCGACGAAAGAUGAACUGAUCACCUGCAAUGGCGAAUCCUCCUCCGAAACUCGAGCAUCAACAUCGAACAAAGAAAAUACCCCAAAUGACGAUACCGAAUCGGUGGCUUCGUCGAAAAGCGCUGAAAAUUCCUCUUCGGAAGCGGCCAAUGGCCCCCGGAAGUCCUCCACCGAAACUGGCCCCCAACCCGGCGACAAGGAAAGCCGCACAGCCUCCCUCAUCCAAAAACAAAUGUCCGAAAUCGAGAAGGAAAUCACCCGGCGGACACAGAAUAAGAAUAUCAAACAGGCUGCCCUCCCCUUCAGUUCCGGCCAACCGGAACAAACGGAACAACCCGGAAAACAGACGCUCAACCAGCUGCGAUCUUCCUUUAAUCUGCCACCGGAAGGGGCCGGACUUCCGCCCAAUUCCCUGCAACAACAGCUACAAAAUACGGCGGAACCCGACUUUUUCCAUCAGCCUCCAAUGGCUGCCCCGAUCCCUCAACAAUCUCAAAAUGGUCAUCAUCCGGCUGUUGUUGAGACGCCUUCCAUUGCCAGUAUCGCCCAGGCGAGGUUGAGCAUGGGACAACCGGGUGGAUUGAUCGAACCUCCGCCCCAGGCCGCGAAUCCCGUCAAGAAAAGGACCUCGCACUCCUCGGAAAAUGGAGGCCCAGAAGGCGAUGAGCCCGUUUGGGUGAUGAGGGAUAGCUAUUUGAGACGACUGCAAAGAGAUCAAGAACAAACUACAACAACAACACCAUCUACAGUAUCUGGGGAAUGGCCAAAUGAGCAUCAUCAACAAUCACCCACAAAUGAGCAAGGACCGGAGAGGGAUGAACAGGAAACUGAUAGACUACUCGUCGAAAAGGACGUCUCACCCGCCAAAGACCGACGAGCCUCCCAUAAAUCGUCGAAAGAAACCCUUGUACACGAGCCAGCAGUUCUGAUCGAGGGCGUCCUCUUCCGUGCUCGAUACCUUGGAUCGACACAGCUGGUGUGUGAGGGGAGAUCGACAAAGACGGCGCGAAUGGCACAGGCGCAGGAGGCCGUCGCUAGGGUCAAGGCACCAGAAGGAGAACUCCAGCCCUCCACCGACAUUGACCUCUUCAUCUCCACCGAGAAGAUCAUGGUCCUCAACACUGAUCUACAGCGGAUAUCGGACACGGACGUGCGGCAGGAUAUUCUGAUGGAUCACGCGCUGCGAACAAUCUCCUACAUCGCCGAUAUCGGUGACUUGGUGGUGUUGAUGGCGAGGAGGAUGGCAUCAUCGGGGAGUGAUGAUGCUUGUAAUAGAAGUGAUGGCGUCCGAAAAAGCGCCCGCGUCAUCUGCCACGUCUUCGAGUCAGAAGAGGCGGCAUUCAUCGCUCAGAGCAUCGGACAGGCAUUCCAGGUAGCCUACGUCGAAUUCCUCCGCGCCAACGGCAUCGACGACCCCUCCUACCUCCGACAAAUCGACUAUCAAGAAGUGUUGAACUCGCAGGAGCUGCUGGGGGAGGAGCUGGAGAUGUUCUCGAGGAAAGAAACACAAAAGGACGUCGUCAUCCCGAAAAAACCAGGAGAGGCAUUGGGAGUUGUCGUGGUGGAAUCUGGAUGGGGAAGCAUGCUGCCUACUGUGGUAUUGGCACAUAUGGCACCAACUGGACCGGCAGCUAGAUCUAACCAACUGAACGUCGGCGAUCAAAUCAUCAACAUCAACGGCAUCUCAUUAGUGGGUCUCCCCCUAUCGGCAGCCCAAAAGAAUAUACAGAACGCAAAAACAGCAACCGCCGUCCGAUUGACAGUCGUGAGCACACCGCCCGUUGUCGAGGUUCGAAUCCGAAGACCGGAUACAAAGUACCAACUCGGCUUCUCGGUCCAGAAUGGUGUCAUCUGUUCGUUGUUGCGUGGCGGAAUCGCUGAGAGGGGAGGCAUUCGGGUCGGACAUCGCAUUAUUGAGAUCAAUCACCAUUCCGUCGUUGCCGUGGCGCACGAUCGAAUCGUCAACAUGCUGGCAACGGCUGUCGGCGAGAUUCAGAUGAAAACCAUGCCGACGAGCAUGUUCCGCCUCUUGACAGGACAGGAGAUUCCGAAUUACAUC
Messenger RNA from Mesorhabditis spiculigera, 2463 nucleotides. Lineage: Eukaryota; Metazoa; Nematoda; Chromadorea; Rhabditida; Rhabditidae. The record is from the annotation of a GenBank genome assembly.